Nymphalis io (European peacock) is the source of this 945-nucleotide messenger RNA. Its product is annotated as acyl-coenzyme A thioesterase 13. The record is from RefSeq and is a predicted model, not a curated record. The transcript has 3 exons. NCBI's taxonomy places the organism in Eukaryota, Metazoa, Arthropoda, Insecta, Lepidoptera, Nymphalidae. Bases 107 to 535 code for a protein of 142 amino acids. Gene Ontology annotation, molecular function: fatty acyl-CoA hydrolase activity.
AUUUUAGAUGUCAAUGUCAAAAACAAAGUAAACAUUGGUUGUUGUGAAAUGGAUUAGCUUGAAUUAACAUAAUUUUUUUCUUCUAGAUAUCAUAAGAUAUGCUAAAAUGAGUAAUAAAGCAGCAAAAGUCGCAGAACUAUUUACAAAAACCAUCGCUCAAACUAAAUGUUUUGAUCAUAACCUACGAAAGUUGAAGGUUGUUUGCUGUGACAAUGGUAGAUUGGUGACUCAGUUCCAAGUUGGCCCUGAACAUUUGAACCAGCGCGGUACCCUACAUGGUGGAUUUAUUGCACAUCUAGUAGAUGCAAUUUCCACAUAUGCUCUAACGGCUAAUGAAAAUGUGGAUACCAGAGGAGUCUCAAUAGAUCUUAGUGUGAGCUUCAUGACUGCGGCCAGGGAAGGUGACAAUGUACUUGUUGAAGCUGUCACCCGAAAAGUUGGCAAGAAGAUAGCCUUCCUCGAAGUGGAAGUUAGAAACAAAGAUAACAAUCAAUUAUUAGCAACUGGCAGACAUACCAAAUUUAUAGGCAUUUAAACUAGUCUCAAUAAAUGUAGUAAUUGUUGUAUUUAUUAUAAUUUUGUUAAGAAUAAAUGAUGAAUUCUUAGACCAAAUAUAACACAGUGAUUUUAUUUCAUGUCAUGUAAUUUUUUAUUUAGUUAUUUAUUAUUAUAUAUUAAGAUUGCAAUUAAUUGGAUUUGGUAUGAAUGACUGUCUACUUAAAAUAAAUUUACUGUUCAACAGGGAAGAAGGAUAUUUAAAAUGAAAUGCAGACAUUUUUAUUUUCUUUUAUUUUCUAAGCAUAAUACACCAUCCUAUAGUAAUGUUUAGAAUUUUUGUAGUAAAUGAAACCACGCAGAAACACAUGAAAUGAAAACAUGAAAAAUUAAUACUAAUGGUAAAUAAUUUCUGUCUUAUGGUACUAAAAAUAAAUUGUCUUGCAUUUG